This is a messenger RNA of Elgaria multicarinata webbii, 6263 nucleotides long. RefSeq names its product synoviolin 1 (gene SYVN1). The transcript has 16 exons. Bases 89 to 1975 code for a protein of 628 amino acids. NCBI's taxonomy places the organism in Eukaryota, Metazoa, Chordata, Lepidosauria, Squamata, Anguidae. The record is from RefSeq and is a predicted model, not a curated record.
UCCGGUUGGGAGAGAAGAGAGGAGUUGGUGGUUGAGGUGGGCGCAGGAGCUUCCGGGGCUGCCGGAUUUGGGCCGCUGGGCUGGGGCAAUGUUCCGAACAGCCAUCAUGAUGGCUGCCAGCUUGGCCUUGACUUCUGCAGUGGUAGCUCACGCCUACUAUCUUAAGCACCAGUUCUACCCCACCGUGGUGUACCUGACCAAGUCCAGUCCCAGCAUGGCGGUGCUGUACAUUCAGGCCUUCGUCGUGGUGUUCCUGUUAGGCAAAUUCAUGGGCAAAGUGUUUUUCGGGCAGCUUCGAGCAGCGGAAAUGGAGCAUCUGCUUGAGCGGUCAUGGUAUGCAGUGACCGAGACCUGCCUUGCCUUCACAGUCUUCAGGGAUGACUUCAGCCCCCGCUUCGUCGCCCUCUUCACCCUCCUCCUCUUCCUCAAAUGCUUCCACUGGCUGGCCGAGGACCGGGUGGACUUUAUGGAGAGGAGCCCUAACAUUUCCUGGCUCUUCCAUUUCCGCAUUGUCUCUCUGAUGCUACUCCUGGGCAUCCUAGAUUUCCUCUUCGUCAGCCACGCCUACCACAGCAUCCUCACGCGGGGAGCCUCCGUCCAGCUGGUCUUUGGCUUUGAGUACGCCAUCCUCAUGACUAUGGUGCUCACCAUCUUCAUCAAAUAUAUCCUGCACUCCAUCGACCUCCAGAGCGAGAAUCCCUGGGACAACAAGGCGGUCUACAUGCUCUACACAGAGCUCUUCACAGGUUUCAUUAAGGUCCUCUUGUACAUGGCCUUCAUGACCAUCAUGAUAAAAGUGCACACCUUCCCGCUCUUUGCCAUCCGGCCCAUGUAUCUGGCAAUGAGGCAGUUCAAGAAAGCUGUGACGGAUGCUAUCAUGUCCCGCCGGGCUAUUCGCAACAUGAACACCUUGUACCCCGACGCCACCCCGGAAGAGCUGCAGGCCAUGGAUAAUGUGUGCAUUAUAUGCCGUGAGGAAAUGGUGACGGGGGCCAAACGCCUGCCCUGCAAUCACAUAUUCCACACCAGCUGCCUGCGGUCCUGGUUCCAGCGGCAGCAAACCUGCCCCACCUGCCGGAUGGACGUCCUCCGCGCCUCCCUCCCCACUCAGUCUCAGACCCCCCCAGAGCAGCAGGACGGAGGGCAGCAGCCACCGCUGCCGCCGCAUCAGAUUCCCCAGCCGCCAAACUUUCCCCAAGGCAUCUUGCCACCAUUUCCUCCGGGGAUGUUCCCUCUGUGGCCCCCCAUGGCUCCGUUCCCUCCGGUGCCUGGCGUCCAGCCACCCAACAACGCAGACAGUGCUGCUGCAGCAGCAGCGGCUACUCCUUCCACAUCUGGGGCACAGCCUGCAGCAGGCGCUGCCAGGCCCAGUGGCGAUUCGGCCUCCACAGCGGACGCCACAGGCUCUGCAGGGACGGUGCCCGGUUUCGCCUUCCCUCCCCCUUGGAUGGGGAUGCCAUUCCCACCUCUCUUUGGUUUCCCUCCUAUGCCGGUUCCGCCCUCUGGGUUUGCAGGGCUGACGGAAGAAGAACUGAGGGCCAUGGAAGGCCACGAACGUCAGCACUUGGAAGCCCGGCUCCAGUGCCUACAGAACAUUCACACGCUCCUCGACGCAGCCAUGCUGCAGAUCAACCAGUACCUCACAGUGCUCGCGACGAUUGGGGCGCCCCGAACUGCCCAGCCACCAAGUGCUUCAGCCACGUCGACGUCCGCUCCGGAGACCCUCACCCCUGAACCUGGCCCCGGUGAAACUCCCACCACCUUCCAGUCUACUGAAGGCACCUCCCCAUCAGCAACAGAGACGGACACGUCGGAUCAAGACGGUCCGUCCCCGGUGGCCGGCGCCGAGGGCUACACAGAGCCAUCGGGCCCGAAUGAAGAUGCGGAGCACUCCUUGCCAGAAGAACCCGACACGGCAGAACUGCGUCGGCGCCGACUCCAAAAACUGGAACUGCCUUCUUCCUCUUCCCAUUGAUGGUCUCUGCUGCCCCCUUCCGGUGAGGCCUUGUUCCGUGCCUGGGCUUAACUGUCUCACGGAUGUCUCUCCCCUUUUUCAUUAAAAGAAGGAGAAAAAGAAGCGCAAACGCAACGUGGAGUGAGUGCGAAAGGGGCGAGAGAAACCAGACCUGGACGUCUUGACUUGUGCUGCCAAGUGCCGAUGUGACGGGAGGCCGCUGAGGGACGCUGUUUUGCAAGAGGGGGCGGGGAGGAUGUGCGAGUGCAUUGCAGAGCUGACGUUGCCUUCAUUUAUACCUUCGACUGCCCCAUCCCUCCAACGCAAAUCAGUCCUCUCACACCAGGGCGGUCACACUUCUCGUAUCAAGAUCUGGGCUGGACGGACUCGUCCCCAACAGAGGCAGGCGGGUUUCACCCUGGGAGAGAUCUCCCUUCCUUCAUUUUUUUUGGAUAUCAUCUAAACAAUAAGGGCAUGACCAGCUGGAUGAGCUGCUCCAUCAGGAAUUGGGGGUGGGGGGUGGGGUGAGUGGCUUUUCCCACACGUCCUUGGUUUUCUCUUGCUUCUGUUCUCCUCCUCUAGUUCUGCAGCUGCGUUCUCGUCUGCCCGUCCUAAGCAAAUAAGCAAAGCAGCAUUGUCAGUUUCGAUGACCGCUGCCUGGAAUGUGCCCUUGCCUUUUUUUUUUGUAGGUGAAUUGUGCAGGUUGCCUUCUCUGGAUCGCUUUAGAACAGGAGCCCUGAAAUGUACAGGCUGCAGCCCCUCCUCUGCCCGCAGUCGUCGUCCCCUAACCUCCCCACUCCAACUCCCCACCAGCUAGGAUGGGAAAAAGGUCAAGAGGCUUUAGAAUGAACUUUUGCUGACCGAGGAUCGGAGCAGACGUUCUGUUCGGAACCCUGUAUUUCGAGGUCUCUGUGCUUCUCUCGGCAGAGACGGCUAGUUUUGUUGCACAGUAAAUGUGUGACUUGAAUCUUUUGUGCUUCCUUACUUGGCUCUUUAAAGAAAGGAUCCCGGUAGUUGUAGGGCAAGCAAGCAACGGUAGAUUGAGAAGGUCCCUGCGUGCUGCUGCGAGAAGGGUUUGGCUUCAUCUCCUUCUGCUGUUUCCUUGGUUCCUGGGGAACUGGGAACGAGGCCACGGUUUGGCAAUUACUGCAGCCUGGGGCCUAUGCAGUUCCUAAUCCUGAGGGUUUUUUUUAGCCCUGAGCAUCCAGUGUGGCUGGCAGGCAGUGGGUAGUAAAACCUGUAGAAACCACUGACAUCCCAGAGUAUGCUUAAAAGCAUGUUUCCGUCCCGUUGGUUCAGUAGAGCCCAGGCCACCCUCUCCUCCUUGUGGUGCUCAGUGUUCCUGGUUCUGGCGCCCUCUUCCUCCUCCUCAGAGCCUGCUAGACUUUCAGUAAUCCCACUGGGCCCACUGUUCUUUGUAGCCCCUCCUCAGUCUGUCUCCCGAAUGCUUCGCGCCAUCACUGCUCAUUCGAAAGUUCGCGCAGGUAGCACAGAGCCGUCUGUCCCUCAGCUUCUGGAGAUGAGGGUGUUGCAAAUGCAGCUUGUGUUGGUCUGCCUUCGUUCCUGGAGCUUCGCCGUCACUCUCCCUUCCUCCCUGUGGCGUCUUCCACCAGAAGUCCUGUAAUUCUGUCAGCUGAUAGCUUUGAAAGUGGGACUCGUACCCUAAGUAUAGCAGGUAGAAUUUCUGUGCAUGUAGUGGGGCUUCUCAGCAUGGCCCCCCUUUCCUAAAAAUAACAUCACUGUGAGAAAAAGCCAAUGCGGUGAUGCCAGGAGCUGUAAGCCCCAAGGAAGUCCAGGUGGGGUGUGGAAGAAUUCGCUUUAGCUGUCUGUAUGUCAUCCAUAGAGGGCUGGAGAAAGUAUUCAGGUUUGAUACCUUAAUCAUAGUGAGUGGCUUGCAGGAACUGUGGAAGGAAUUGGGGUGUAUUCAGGGAGUCCUCAGCGCUGGGAAGAGCUGUGUUGCUACCUGCACUUUGAAUUCCCAUGUUCCAAGUACUUGGGAAUUGUAACCCCCUCCUCUAUGGGGGUCCUUAACUGCUCCACAUUCUUAACGGGGGAACACUUGUGUAUUGUCUCUCCCCCUCUCUAUACCAGUGUCCCAUAACCUGCCCCAAAGGUACCUCCUAAAUCCUAACGAUUGCUUCACUCCUGGGACACCAACUUUCGGGUAUUGAUUUUUAUUUUUUUAAUGCUAGACCACCUCUGUUUUUUCAGACAAACCAGCCACAUCUUUGCAGGUUCGGGCCCGUUUGUGCAUUUUUAGGUGUAUUUUUCAGAUGGGUUAGUGAACUGUGAAAGGCAGUAUUAAUGUUGCCUAUCUGGCAGAAGAGAGCGAGUAAAAAACGGAGCAAUUUAGAUUUGGGGGGAUGGGUGGAGAGAAAGUGGGCACAGCUGGGGUGGUUUGAAAGAUUGAUGCCAAUCAAUAAAAGACUUUGACCAAGGCUUCUGUUAACUUCAUCUUUCCUGGUUUCAAAAAGAGUUUAGUACGCAAUUCUCUCCCUAGAGCUGGAUUUACUGGGACGGAUUUACACAAUGGUCAGGCAGGAGAAAUUUCACCCGGGUUGUGCUCUGUAAAGGGGUAAAUCUGACCACGCGGAUGGAAAUGGCUCUGCGAACCAGAAGGGACUCUGUUGGAAGAAUGCAGGAAGCAAUAAGGGGUUACUUUUUGGGGGUACCCUCCUAUUCCCCCCACCCAUAACCUAAUUAGAAGGAUAAUCUGGGUCUUUCUGUUUGGGACAAGUGUAUUGACCGUCAAUAAGUGACUGAGCCUUACUUAACUUCUCUAGUGGAAAAGAAGUCUUGCAAUUAUAUGCGAAUUGCAAUGCUGAAUUGGUUUGGCAGAGCAAGGCUGCAUAUGAAGCACCUAUAGUUUUCCCAACCUGGCGUCCUUCAGAUGUGUUGGACUACAACUCCCAAUAUCCCCCUGUGGCUGGCUGGGGGAUGCUGGGAGUUGUGUUUCGGCAAAUCUGGAUGGCGCCAGGUUGGGGAAGGGUUUUCUGAUGGCUCAUUCCAGAAAGCUGCACAGGGCUAGAAAGAGAGGUACUUAAUUUUUGCGGUUCCACCCACCGCCUUGUGAAAACAUCAGCUGACAUCGAGCGAUGUCACUUCAAGGGGGUGAUAAUUCUGAAGUGUUUGGAGGGUGGGUGGGUGGGUGGUGGGGAUAUGAUGCUUGUCAUGUGUAGCACAAGGCAGCUGCUAAAAAGUCAUCUUCCAAAUCCUUGACUUUCCCAUUCAUACUCCUUUCGUUCCAUCGCCUACGCAGUGGCCUCUCUAGGCUCCACCUGUGAUAUUUCAUUCAAGGAAUACCAUACCCCAAAGAGUUGCAGGUGUGUUGUGUCUAAAAUACCAAGGCCCACCUUUGAGAGAGCGGGCCACUAUCCAAACCAUCAGAAACCUUUUUGGAGGAGGGAAGGAGAGAUGUGUCUUAGUGACACUCCUUUCUUGCCAGUAUAUAUUCCCUGCUCCGUCCCUCCACACAAUCGAUCGCUGAGGCUGCAAUUGGAAAUGGAGAGAGACAUCGCCUGUUUGCAGUUGCUUAAUGCGUAGAUUUCCUGUAUGAUUUCUUCCCUGUCUUCUUUUAAAAACGAAAAAAGGGCUUGGAUUUUAUGCACACUAUUCCCCCCCCCCCCCGAGAGCCAAGUGGCCUUUCCUUCACUCCUCCAAAGCGACAUGUUUGAAAGUGGCUAGUUCAGACGGGCGGGCGGCCAGCCUCUCACCUUCACCUGCACUAUUUCAGCUGCCGCAUCACACAUUUCUAUAAAGCAAGAAAUCUGGUUUUUGAAUGCUCUGGUUCCUUAACAAAAAGUAGGCCACUAGGAAAACCAAGGAUAUGUGACACACACAACCUUCAGUCCAUCAUUUCUUUGAUUCCUCAUCUAGUUAAAAAGUUGGGGGUGAAAGAGGGAAAUUAUGUUUUGUAAAAGCUCUUACUUGCACAUAGAGAUGCCAUGUUCGGUUACAUGCCAAAUCCAUAACUUCUCCUUUUUUAAAAAAAACCAAACCCAAAUUACAUCACAGUCUUGAAUUUCCAUCAGUGGGUUCUUCUGGUUUCUUUUAACAUCAGCUGUGUUUGGCUCAGGGUCUGUUGAAUGCCACCACAAUUUUCCCCCAUCAAACUUGUCUCCUUUUCGGAGUUGAUAUCGAAAGCUAAGGCAGCGCAGCGAAAGGUGUGUGGCCUCCUUUUCGUCACAGCUUCUGUUCAGCUGCGUCUUACGUGGAGGCAGAGGAGGUAAUUAUUUAAUGUUUUGUAAAUAUUGUAUAAUUUUUAAUAGCUUGAAUUGUAUAUAUCCGGCGAAUAAAAACUUGCAUUAAA